CUUCCCUCCCUCUUUCACAUUCUCUCAACUCAUCAUAAUUUUUUUAUCUUAGCCAACCUUCUUCCUGUCACAUUGAUCCUUUUGCAUUCCUCUGGUGGUUGAGACAGGUCUCUUCCGCUAUACUUCUUUUUCCUCCUUGUUGUUUUUCCCUUCCUCGGAAUCGGCCCUACUGAUUUAUCUCUCCACUCCGCAACCUGGUCUCGGUUUCUUCGGUAUUAUCUUUUCGACCUUCACAACAGUGACGCCUCACCCACCGCCGCGCGCCCUUUCCUCUUUCCCUCCCUUCUAACCCUUCUCCCUCCUCUUUGCGGCUCCGGCUGCGUCUGGAGCUACAACAGCUCGAUGGCGGUCUCCGAACAAAUCCCCGGGCAGGAGUUAGAGUAUGACUACGAAGCCCUCCCGUCUAACUAUGGCCUCGGCCGGAAUAUGCUGGCUGGUGCCUUUGCAGGGAUAGCGGAACAUGCUGUCAUGUAUCCGGUGGACUUGUUGAAGACUCGCAUGCAAAUCCUGCAUCCUGCGAACGGCGGACUCUACACAGGUCUCACUAAUGCGUUUUCCACAAUUUACCGAAUUGAGGGCUGGCGGACAUUAUGGAAGGGCGUUUCGAGCGUUAUUGUCGGCGCUGGCCCCGCCCACGCUGUCUACUUUGGUACAUAUGAAAUUGUAAAGGAUCUUGCCGGUGGCAAUGUCGAUGACGGUCACCAUCCCCUUGCUGCAGCCCUGAGUGGUGCCUCGGCGACCAUUGCCAGUGACGCUUUGAUGAAUCCCUUCGAUGUGAUUAAGCAACGUAUGCAAGUUCAUGGCUCGGUACACAAGACUAUCCUUCAAUGCGCCCGGUCUGUCUACCGAACGGAAGGUCUUCAGGCUUUCUACGUUUCCUAUCCUACCACACUCUGCAUGACCGUCCCCUUCACCGCUACACAGUUCGUUGCCUAUGAGUCCAUUUCUAAGGUGAUGAAUCCCUCCGGAGAUUACGACCCGUUCACCCACUGCAUGGCAGGUGGUCUCGCAGGCGCUUUCGCAGCUGGUCUCACAACACCACUCGACGUGGUGAAGACGCUCCUGCAAACCCGCGGUUUGGCACAGAACGAGGAAAUUCGGUCGGCGAAGGGUCUUUUUAACGCCGCAUCCAUUAUCAAGCGGCAGUUCGGUUGGAGUGGUUUCCUGCGUGGCGCCCGUCCCCGUAUCAUUUCUACGAUGCCCAGCACAGCCAUUUGCUGGACCUCUUAUGAGAUGGCCAAGGCGUACUUCAAGCGCCAGGAGGUCGCCUAAAAAGUGUGUCUUUUUCCCCACUGGCCCGAUCGCAUGAAUUCGACUUCCACAUUACCCAUCAUAAAUCUCCGUGCUGGGGCCUUGUGUAAGGCUUCCCGCGACCAACAAAACAAUGAUCAAACCAACUUAAAAUAAAUUUUCUUUUAAAAAAAAAAAUUAAUAAGACGGCCGGUUGAUAGCGGCCAAGUGUCACGUGCGAAGGGCGGAAAUGCGACACGAGAGGAAUUCCAAGCCAUGUUGCGGGCAGAAUUCC
Aspergillus caelatus is the source of this 1525-nucleotide messenger RNA. It is a transcript of the gene mrsA, whose product is annotated as putative mitochondrial carrier protein. Gene Ontology annotation, cellular component: mitochondrial membrane. NCBI's taxonomy places the organism in Eukaryota, Fungi, Ascomycota, Eurotiomycetes, Eurotiales, Aspergillaceae. The record is from RefSeq and is a predicted model, not a curated record. The coding region runs from base 343 to 1272 and encodes 309 amino acids. Gene Ontology annotation, molecular function: ferrous iron transmembrane transporter activity. The transcript is spliced from 8 exons. Gene Ontology annotation, biological process: iron import into the mitochondrion.